UACGUCCGCGCGACCCGUAUUUCGAAACGCUGUGCCGUGAACUGUGUGCAAUUUUCACCUCCAGUGUUUUAUUGUUAAUUAAACGGCAAACAAGGAUUUUGUGAUACAACAGGUGUUAGUGCCAGGGAGCCCCUGGCAUGUGAACAUCAUGUCCAACACAAACUCCAACCUGUCCGUUCUGGGCGAAUCCACCAGGCUGGUGCCGGCCAACACCCCCGCGGUCUUCGAAAUAAUUACAAACACCAACAACGCACCCGCCGACCUAUCUGUACACGUGAUCGCCCCCAGCAAAAGAACCAUUCAGGCCAGGGUACUCCCUGGCAAUCGCACGGGUGUACAGAGCGUGGAGUUCGUGCCCACGGAAGUUGGCACCCAUGUUGUGGAAGUUUCGAUCAACGGGGAGAAACUCCCCUCGGGGCCUUUGAUCGCUAAGGUUUACGACGCGGGGUUGAUACAGGUCGCCGACGUUAGCGGGGGUGUAGUUGGUCAGCCAGUUCAGUUCAGAGUUGACGCUAGCCAAGCAGGUGAAGGACAACUAGAAAUAUCUAUCAACGAAGGAGAGGUUCCCAACCACGUCCAAGUGGUAGGAGGCGGCAGAUGCCUCGUCUCCUUCACACCAGACCAAGCGAAAUCCCAUCUCAUAGACAUAAAAUUCAACGGAGAAACCGUACGUGGCUGCCCCUUUGUCUGCUCUGUGUCGGACACCAGCAGAGUGACUUUAUCUUUGUCCCAUCUUGAGCUCAUCCCCGUGAACCAACCCAGCUCUUUCCAUAUGGGAGUAGCUGGAGGUGGUGCAGCAGAAUUGGCUGUAGCCGUCAGAGGACCUAUCGGAGAGCUACCCGUCAAAGUAACAGGAGACAUACACUCGGGAUUCACCGCUGAAUUCACUCCAAUUCAAGUUGGAGCUCACCAAAUUAGUGUAGAUUACAAUGGAAGACCCGUUCAAGGAACACCCUUCAUCGCUAAAGCCUUUGACUCCAACAAAGUCACUGUUGGAACCGUCGCUAGGGGUACGGUUGGUAGACCCGUCACAUUCUCUGUAGACGCCAGCGAAGCGGGCGAAGGAAACUUGGAAAUAACGAUUUCUGCUAGGGGUCUGAACAUACCGACCCAAGUCCAUCCCCAAGGAAACGCGAGGUUCGCCGUCAGCUUCGUUCCGGCAGAGGCCUGUGAUCACGUAGUGAAUGUAGCAUUUAACAAAAGACCCGUGGUCGGGUGCCCUAUAAUCGUUAGUGUAGGAGGUAGUGGUACGGGACCUAGUGUGACUUUGCCUGGACCUGGACCUGUGCACAGGCCCAGUACGUUGUUAAUUAAUCAUCCCGGGAGACUAGAGGAUAUUGAGGUUAAUGUUGAGGGACCUGGCGGCCAAGCGGUGCCUACGCAGGUACAGCCCUUGGGAAACGGCCAAUUCAGGGCAGAGUUUGUGCCCAGGGUUGUUGGAGAGCAUCGCAUCAAUGUAAGCGUCAAUGGUAUUCCAACUGCUGGUAGUCCGUAUGCUGCUAAAGUCUACGACGUGCAGGCCAUAAAGGUUAAAGAGGCGGCCAGUGGAAUUGUGGGAAAGUCAGUAACAUUCUUAGUUGAAACCAGCCAAGCUGGUCCAGGUAACCUAGAAGUAACGGUGAAUGGAGGUUUGGUGCCAACUUCAGCACAAGCCCAGGGUCCUCACACGUACGCUAUAUCUUUCACACCCAGAGAAGCCACCGUUCAUUCCGUUGACUUGAGAUUUAACGGUCAAGAUGUCCCCGGAAGCCCAUUUAAGUGCAACGUUGUCCCUGCUGCGCGAAUAUUGUCCCUUGAAACCCUAGAUAAAGUCUCGGUCGGUCGACCUUGCACAUUUGUCGUCGAGAGUCCGUCACCUCCCGUAGUAGAGAUCCUUGGACCUGCUCGUAGACCUUUGGUUGUUCAGGUUAGUCUCCAAGAAAACACGGAGGGGAAGUUCGAUGUGACCUUCACACCAAUAGACGUAGGCGACCACAGCGUUGAGGUUCGUUUGGCAUCAGGACACAUAGAAGGAAGUCCUUUCCUUAUAAAAGCUUAUGAUGCCAAUCGUGUCACUGUGACAGAUAUCACUGAUGGAAUUGUUGGAAAACCCGUUUCUUUCAGUAUCAACGCAUCGCAAGCUGGUGCUGGUAACUUGGAGAUCAUCGUGGCAGUUGGAGGCAGAAACGUUCCCAAUUUUGUUCAAAGCGAGGGAAACGCUAGAUUUAAGGUUAAUUUUAAGCCGACAGAAGCUGCCACACAUACUCUGAGUGUUAGGUUCAAUGGACAACCCGUACCGGGAUCGCCUUUCAACUGCAAGAUUAGUCCUGGAAAUACGCAGCCCAGGGUACCAGUGUCUGGUUCCGGAAUUGAACUGUCGGCGGUAGGGCAUCCAGCUGAAAUUAAAAUUGAAGGCGUCACAGGUGGAGAACCUCAGAUCAUAGCCACAGCGCCAAACGGGAAAAUCCUUCCAACGAAACUGAUCGUGAACGAAGACGUAUAUAUAGCGAGAUUCAUCCCAGAAAACGUUGGCCGCCACUCGGUAGCCAUUCUAAUAAACGAUCAGCAUGUCAUCGGUUCUCCGUUCAGUUGCAAUGUGUAUGACGUGAAUAAGGUCAUCGUGACCGGUUUGCCCGGACGUAAAAAUGAUCUGUCCAGAUCCAUAAAUGAUCUGAGUCUAAGAGAUAUCGGCCCCGCAGAAGUAGGAAAACCCGUAACGUUCAGCGUGGACGCUGCCCAGGCCGGUGAAGGAACCCUGGAACUCGUCGUUUCCACGCAGCACACCACCAUAAAGGCCGAGGUCGUUGCAUGCGCGAGGGGGUUGUACGACGUCACCUUUGUCCCUCUUACAGCCGAAGAUCACUUUGUUAAUAUAACAUUUAACGACAUGACAGUGUUAGGAAGUCCCUUUCAUUGCACCGUCGUCGAAUCGACGCAGUAUUUCCAGAUAGGCUCAAUAGCCUACAUCGACCUUCCUAGCGACAGUCACAGAAUAGAAAUUAGUGAUCCCAACAACCAUCACGCCAAAUAUAUUGUUAAAAACUACAAAGCGGAAUUUAACUUAACGCAAACCGGAACGUAUCGGGUGCAGAUAAUCAAGGACAAUGAGAUAGUAGGCACUCGAACUCUUCAUGUGUUUGAUACCACCAAAAUCGAUAUAAUCAAUGCGCCAGAAGCUAUUUGUCACAGACCUGCAGUCAUCGGAAUCAACAUGAACAGAGUUGGCCCUGGAAAGUUAACAGCUGCAGUCAAGGUUGCCAACAAAAAUGUAGCUCACAGUGUGAGACAAAGCCCUACAAAUGCUAAUAUGUGGGAAGUCGUCUUUCAUCCAGUACAAGCAGCCCCUCACCGUGUUACCCUGUUUUACAACAGUGUCCCCAAAUUUGGUGUCCUAGAAGUACCAGUUAAAGGUCCUGGCAAUGAACCGUGGGCGGCUGGAUUAGGUUUGUAUCAAGCCAGAGUCGGAAAAGUCACUUCUUUCCACAUUGAAACUCUGGGAAGAUCCGCUAGAGAAUUUGACGUUGUCGUAAGCGGUCCUACCGGAUCAGCCGUACCCGUAAGGUGUUAUCAAACGAAAACCGGGAAACUCCAAGCUGAAUUUACAUCCAGAGAAGUUGGCCCUCACACGAUUGAAGUUCUACACCAGGCCAAACAUGUCAGCGGUAGCCCUUUCACUUGCCAAGCUUUCGAUCCCGAUAAUGUAAGGAUUCUUGAUAUUCCUACAACACAAGGAAAUGUCGGAGAGAGGAUUUCAUUCAAUGUAUCUUCUAAGCACUCUGGAUCUGCCGAACUGGAAAUCCAAGUGAUGAACCCGAUAAAUCAAACCCUGACUGUUCAACAAAUACCUGUAGAUGAGAAACUGACUCAAAUCGUAUUCCUACCGACCAUGGCUGGUUUGUAUCAAGUCGCGGUGACUUACGGUGGAGCUCCUGUGAAAGGAUCACCCCUUGCAUUAGGAGUAGGCCCUGUUGGUCCUACUCCACCUCCUCGAGCAGUGGGAAAAGGUCUUGAAAAUGGUCGAGUUGGUGAAAGAACUUCAUUCACGGUUAGUAGUGUUGUUCAGCCUAGAGUGGUAGUUGAAGCUGUCGAAGGGAACAUAGACGUUCAUAUUCAGUGUCCAAAGCCAGGGGAAUACAUUGUAUCGUACACACCUAAGUGGGUCGGAACCUACGACAUUAUUAUCAGUAUCGGACCAAAUGAUUUGCCAGGAUCUCCGUUUAGACCGAACAUAGUGGAUCCAUCUGCAGUCCGUUUGAUAGGAGGUUGGAAUCAGUACCUGGAUGACUCUGAUCGUGUCAAGCUUCCAGCAAAAUUGGCAUUUGAUAUAACAAAUGCUGGGCCAGGGCAUCUAGAGUGCAAAGUUUCCGGACGUAAAGUAAAUCCGGAAAAGACUGGGUCUAGGAUAAGAUUCGAUAUAUCUGGUGAAGGUCUGAAUGCGGGUGAACACGAGUUUGACAUUAGAUUUGCGAAUAUACCUUUGCCGGAGGCUCCGGACACUAUUGUAUGUCUCGGAGAUCAAGUUGUUUUAACAGGAAAAGGUUUAGCCCAUGCCUUAUGUGGAGAACCGGCCGUUUUUACUAUCGAUGGCUCCAAAGCCAGUACAGGUAACCCGGAGGUUACUUUACACGCAGCGGAUACCAACAUACCAGUGCCAGUAAUGAUCAGUUUAGCAGGCGACAAGAUUUGGAGAGCUGCGUACACUGUCAACAGUGCCGGCAACUAUUUAUUGUCUGUCUUGUGGGCUGGUAGACCAGUUAAAGGUUGUCCGUUGGUAGUAGAAGCCAAGGGGGGUGCAGACGCUUCCAAGGUUCUCUGUUCUGGAGAAGGCCUUCGGCAAGGCGUAGUCGGUAGGGAAAUUCGAUCCUGGAUAGAUACAAGGAGGGCUGGUCCAGGAGAACUCACAGCGCAUUGCACUGGACCGAGAAAAGUGGCUUACUGUGAACUUUACGAUCACGGCGACGCAACUUUCACACUCAACGUGAAGCCACAGGAAGCGGGAAGGCAUGCACUGACUAUCAAAUAUGCCGGACAGCAUGUUCCGGGAUCACCGUUCACGCUUAGAGUUGCCGGUGCGCCUGAUGCGAGCAAAGUACGUGUUUAUGGACCAGGUGUAGAACACGGAGUUCUAGCGACGUUUCAGUCGCGGUUCAUAUGCGACACGAGAGGUGCAGGUGCCGGUCAACUCACUGUAAGAGUCAGGGGGCCCAAAGGAGCUUUCAGGGUGGAAAUGCAACGGGAGAGUCAGAAGGACCGCACGAUCCUUUGCAAGUUUGAUCCGACAGAACCUGGCGAUUAUCGAGUGGAAGUAAAAUGGGCUGGGGAGUUGGUACCUGGAUCACCUUUCCAUGUAAUGAUUUUUGAUACGCAAGAAGAAUUAAGACACUACAUAAAUGCUUUGUAGAUGACGGUAUUCUACAAUAUUUAUUUCACAAAAAAAGAAAUGAUAACUUCUAUAAACAAAAAUGAACAAUAAUGAAAAUAAUUAUAAAAAUCUGUGCAAUCGAAAACAUUGGUAUAAUAUGAAUUAGUUUCUUGAACUGACUGAUUAGACAUUUUUUCGUAAUUAUUCAACUGUUAUUUCUCUAGGUUUAUUUGUAAAUUAUUUUUGUUGUAUUGUUUACUGUUUAUUGAGGUUGUGUGGGACUGGAAUACAAUAAUAUUAAUGUUUGUGUUACUGCUACUAAAUAUAAUAUUUAUAAACCUUAGGAUUAUUUUAAUAAAU
This is a messenger RNA of Anoplophora glabripennis (Asian longhorned beetle), 5701 nucleotides long. It is a transcript of the gene jbug, whose product is annotated as filamin-A. The transcript is spliced from 16 exons. Bases 149 to 5380 code for a protein of 1743 amino acids. Gene Ontology annotation, biological process: actin cytoskeleton organization. Lineage: Eukaryota; Metazoa; Arthropoda; Insecta; Coleoptera; Cerambycidae. The record is from RefSeq and is a predicted model, not a curated record. Gene Ontology annotation, molecular function: actin filament binding.